UUUUCAUGAAGGCUCUUCCUGCCGUCAAGAGUGUUACUAAGAAUACAGGUGCUUAUAAGGAUAACCUAGAUAAAGCCUCCACUUUGAUGCACGAUCUUGAUUUCAGAGUUCAAAAGAAAGCAAAAGCUAAGAAAAAACUUAGGAAACGGAAAUUUAAGAAGCCUAAAAGCAAGUUGAAGAGCGGUGAAGCACCUUUACUGUUUAGCAUUGGCCAUAUCACUCAGGAUGAGGCAAGGAAGCAAGAAAAGAAAGCUAUAUAUGCGGCUAUAAUGAAAUAAAAUUCGUGAUAGGAUCUUAGAAAAAGCCGGAAAAUUGAAGGAAAAAUCUCAAUCUGAUGACAUCCUAAUUGUAGAGGGAACAAACAGUCCUCAAAGAAUGGAGAGGAUCAGGACAAUGAUGAAUUUCAGGAAACAGACUACUCAGAUUAAGACUCCCUUGCAGAGGACAGCAGAGAAGUUUACUCGGAAAUAUAGACAGCAAACAGGAAAUGAAGCUAGUCUGGAUAGUGAAAAACCUUCCAAAAUCAACAUUGAUUUGACGCAGAUAAGUUUCAAAAACAGGCAUCAGAAGAUCGAAAGUCUGGCUGAUAAAGAGUACUCUAACCUAUGCAUUUUGAAGAGGAUUCGGAACAAAAAGACAAAGAAGGAGCUGAUGUAUGAAGCAGAUUCACAUAAGUACAACUCUUUUAUUCAAAAGAUAAAGAGGUUUUCAUCAGAGGUUCAUACACGGAAUGGCAUCGUCAGGGAAGCUGAAGCACAGGCGAAAUAGCCCGAUUGUGCGGAACCCAAAUAUUCCUGAGACUUUGUGUGACCCAUCGAUUUCGUCAUGGGCGAUGAACCCUAACCAGACUAUCCAGAACAUCUGGAGGAAGUAUGAUAUCGCUCAGAAAGAAGUGUUACCGUUUUGUGAGUACACUCCUAAGAUCACUGAGAUUAACUCGCCAGUGAUGGAAUCUAAGAAGAAAAAUGGCCUUGAUUUUGGUGAGAAGAAAUCCCUCACUCCUAACUAUUUUUCAGGCGGUGGGAGAAAGAAGUCUCAUAGCGAGUUGAAGGAGAGAACCGGCUUUAAAAAGCCUAAUAAUUUUAACUUAACAUAUUGUGGUUCUGAGAAAAUUAAGGCUGAGAAAACUAGGAAUGGUGGACAAAUAUUGACUAAAAAUUUGAUACUCAAUCGCACCCAAAGCAGGUUGAAAGUCAAGCCAAAGAAUUGUAGGAAACAUUCACAAGAGAUCUCUCCAUUUAGCACUCACUCAGUGAUGUCAAUUUCCAACCUCCAGAGCACUCAGAGUGAUUUGAAGAGGAGGGCUAGAAGUAAGCUGAGAGGGGGCUGGAAUCUCUCUCCUUUUGGAUUGAAAGAGCCAGUUCAGUCUUUGAAAAGCUUACAUCAGACUUCUAAUCUGACACCUAAUCGACAACUGCAUACUCUGAAUUCGAUCAUCACGAAGGCGAAUGUUUCUAGUACUAAUAUGAUCAACAUCACACCUUUGAAGAACUUUCAGAAAGGUAAGCUUAAAGGACCAAUUCUGACUCAAGCCUGGUCAGAUGGUCUUUCACAAGGCCAGGCAGUGGCCAAGUUGCCAUUUUCCUUCCUCAGAAAGGUACUAAUCUCAUGUAGGUUUUGAGAAAAUGCACACAAUAGUGUGUGAAGAACUUGACAAUAAGUAUAUCGACACAGGGUUCGACUUUAAUAGAACCGCUGUUGCCUCUAAGUGGGUGUAAUACCAUCUUUUGUGGUAUCAUUUUGAGUAUUUUCA
Messenger RNA from Moneuplotes crassus, 1753 nucleotides. NCBI's taxonomy places the organism in Eukaryota, Ciliophora, Spirotrichea, Euplotida, Euplotidae. The record is from the annotation of a GenBank genome assembly.